Molecule: messenger RNA, 1750 nt
Organism: Lonchura striata (white-rumped munia)
Lineage: Eukaryota; Metazoa; Chordata; Aves; Passeriformes; Estrildidae
Source: RefSeq, a predicted model, not a curated record
AGCCGCCGGAAGGGACGGGGCCGCGCUCUGCUUCCCGGUCACACCUUUGCCACCUGCAGCCGCCGCCGCUCGGCGCGGCCGUCCCGCAGGUCUGAAGGCGGUCGCAGGUGUGUUGGCGAGGCGAGCUCAGGCCGUGACCCAGCGGAGUCGGUGCCCCGAGUUCCCGAGCUGGCCAAGGCGGCGCCAGGGUCUGCAGAGACGCUCCGCUCCCAGGAGCACUGACAGUUAGUAAGAAGAGCACAGCUGAUCACAGAGCACCGGAUGGGGAUCUAUUUUCUGCUGUUAGUCGUAGGCCUUUGCUGGGGGCAGUACAACCCCAACACUCUCCCUAAGAGAACCUCUAUUGUGCAUCUCUUUGAAUGGCGCUGGCAGGAUAUUGCUCAGGAGUGUGAACGCUACUUAGCUCCUAAUGGAUUUGGAGGAGUUCAGAUUUCACCUCCAAAUGAAAAUGUUAUCAUUACUGACCCCCAGCGACCGUGGUGGGAAAGAUACCAGCCUGUCAGCUACAAGCUGUGCACAAGAUCUGGAAAUGAAACUGAAUUUAGAGACAUGGUAACCCGGUGCAAUAAUGUUGGAGUGCACAUUUACGUGGAUGCAGUGAUCAACCAUAUGUGUGGAGCUAAUGCUGGGGCUGGUGACCAUGCUACUUGUGGAAGCUAUUUCAAUUCAAAGACUGAAGAUUUCCCAGCUGUGCCCUAUUCUAGCUGGGACUUUAAUGAUCAGAAAUGCAAAUCUAGAAGUGGAAACAUUGAGAAUUAUCAUGAUAUAUCUCAGGUGCGGGACUGCCGCCUGGCCAGCCUGCUGGACCUGGCCCUGGAGAAGGAGUACGUGCGCUCCAGGAUUGCCGGGUACCUGAACCAGCUUGUCGCCAUCGGUGUCGCGGGGUUCCGGAUCGAUGCUGCCAAGCACAUGUGGCCUGCGGAUGUCAAGGCCAUUUUAGACAAGCUGGAAGACCUAAACACUCAGUGGUUUCCUGCAGGAACUAAACCUUUCAUUUACCAAGAGGUAAUUGACUUGGGUGGAGAGCCCAUCACAGGCAGCCAGUACUUUGGAAAUGGCCGGGUGACAGAAUUCAAGUACGGUGCCAAACUGGGGACAGUGCUCCGCAAGUGGGACGGAGAAAAGAUGGCCUACUUAAAGAACAUGGUUAUCUUCCGUAAUGUGGUGGAUGGCGAGCCUUUCUCCAACUGGUGGGACAAUGGCAGCAAUCAAGUGGCUUUUGGCCGUGGUAACAAAGGCUUCAUCAUCUUCAAUAAUGAUGACUGGUCUUUGAAUGCAUCUCUGCAGACCGGUCUGCCUGCUGGCACUUACUGUGAUAUCAUUUCUGGGCAAAAGGAAGGUGACUUCUGUACAGCAGUAGAAGUUCAUGUUGCUGCUGAUGGUAUAGCUAAUUUCCUAAUUGGGAAUGACGAAGACGACCCAUUCAUUGCCAUUCAUGUUGAUGCUAAAUUAUAACCAAAUGUGUUGUGCAUGUGCUGUUCCUUCUCCUCCGUGUCUUUGUUAACAGCAAACAGAUGUACAGAAUGUCCUGGCUCUCAGGACUGCAUGAACCAAGACAGAGCAAAGCAUGUUGGCUGUAAUACUAAUGAAAUAGUGAGCAGCUACUGUACAGAGAUGGGAGCUGGUGGUGCCAUUGCAGAUCUGGGAGUGGAUUAUACAUUUGUGUGCAUUUGUAAGUGUACUUUAUUCAGUUACGGUACUAAUAAAAAAAUGGAAGGAGAAGAUUGACAUUAUUAAAUUUUAAAUCGUG